AUGGUUGAUGAAUCCAUGGAGCUGGACCCUAUCCCCCAAAUGUUCGAACUGGCCAUAAAAAAGGCCCAGGAGGGACUCCAUGUCUCGGCAGACGUCGAUGAAGAGCAAAAGCUGAAGGGAUACGUCCGACUGCGGAAGAUUAUCAUCACUCCGUGCAGAACAAUUUAUCAGGCGCCGGAAAUGAUCAUGGGAAAUCGAGUCCUCCGAAUCAACGAAGAGAAAUAUCCGGCCGAGAAGUUCCUCCGAGUCGCCUUCAGGGAUGAGAAUUUGUCCCGAGUCCAGAGUGCCAUGGGACUGUCAUUCAUCGAAGGCUUUAUCAAGAAGAGUUUGACUGAAGGGAAAUUUAUUGGAGGCAAGAAUUUGAGUUUUAUGAGGCUGAAUUUUGAGGAAUUUUUGGAGGCUGGGAAAAAGGUGUACAAUGGGGCCUGAUCUAGAGGCAAAAAAUGUACCAUUUGGCAUCCGGGAAGUAUCAAAAAAGUGGCAAAAUGCCUCCCUUUCCAAGUGAAAAAAGGGGGUAUUUUGCCACAUUUCUUGAUACUUCCCAGAUGCAAAAUGGUACGUUCUUUGCCGCUAGAUUAGGUCCCUCACUGUAUGUAAAUUGUAUUUUGUAUUUUCAGCCAAAGUCUUCAAUUAUCUCGGCUCGUCCAACUCCCAGAUGCGAGAACAGGGAUGCUACUUCAUCCAAGCCGAAGAUGAAAAGGAAAUCAAUCUUUUUCGAAGUGAAUUGGGCCAAUUCGAAUUAAAGAGUGUACCCAAAAUGAUGGCUCGUCUUGGACAGUGCUUCACUCAGUCUUGCGUAAGAAUCGUGAUUAAAAUUUGGGUAAAAUUGACGUUUUAUACGAUCAAACCUGUUUGAGAAUUUUUCGCGCAGGCUUUGUCGUAUAAAAUGUGACGGGAAUGUAAAAGGAUUAAAAUCAUUUUUAUGACAUUUUGAAGGUUACCACCAAUUUUUUUUUAUUGUUGACAUUUUAUACGAUGAAAUAUGCUGAGAAUAUUUAAUCGUAUAAAAUGUCACCCACGAUAUCAUAAGUGUUUGCGAUGACGGAAUAUCUUUUCAGAAGGUCGGAAAAGAGAUGCCAAGAGAGAAGUACGAUCGAACAUACGACUAUGUCGGCAUCAACAAUCGUAAAAAGGACCCACCGGAACCUUUCGUAUAUUCGGAUGGAAAUGGCUACAUGAGCUUGGCAUUUGCUCAAGACAUCUCCAAAUUUCUGAAGUACCAGGACUUUGUACCAUGCUGCUUCCAAUCCAGAUUCCGUGGCUUCAAAGGAAUCCAUGUUGUGAAUCCAGAACUGGAUCGGCUGAAUGCUUGGGCCGCCGAAAAUGGAUUGUUGGAUGGGAAAAAGAAGGGCGAAGCUUUCGGCCUGGAUCUCCUUUGUCGGCCAUCUCAAGAGAAGUUCAGAACCGGAAAGGUAGGGAGAUUUGAUUACCGGAAGACAUUUUAUACGAUGAAGGAUGUUUGAACAUGCUUUGUCGUAUAAAAUGUCACCCAGAAGAACUGUGUUUGUCAAAGAAGCGGGAAUGUGGUUUUUGAAGUGAAUAGAAUGUAUUUAUAUUUAUAUUUGCAUGAUUUUUGGUUAGACGACAUUUUAUACGAUGAAAGAUGUAUUGAAUUCUUGAGAAAGGAUUCAUCAUAUAACAUGUCCAGAUGAAUAAAAAUUACCUUGUUUUAGGACAAAUGCUACUAUGAGGUGGUCAAAAUCUCCGCCCCAUCCCCGGUGUGCCUGAACCGGCCCUUCAUCAACAUCCUGGACCAGGUCAGCGCCAUGCAGUCCUAUCAAUGCCACAAACAAGUUGUGAACAGGUGCUUUCAACUAUUGGAUAUUCAACUGAAUGGGAUUGCGAACUCGCUGACCGAUGAGAAAUGGGCCCGCACUAAAUUGGGCGAAUUCCCAAGGCUGAUCAUGUUUGAUGUGAUGAGGAAUGUGAAUCUGACCACAGAACCUUUCUUCCGAGCUCUAUUGAGGACUUCGGCCAGAUGCACCCUCAAGAAGCUUCGAGAAAAGAUGCAGAUCCAAAUCCCGCCUUCAUUGGGACGGUCUUUGCUUGGGGUGGUCGAUGAGACUGGACAGCUACAAUAUGGCCAAGUUUUUGUGAAAUACACGGUGAAUAUCAUGCAGAAGAGGCCUGGCCCUGGAGCCGCCAGAGAGGUUCUGACAGGUAGGCAAUUUUUUGGAAGGGGUUGAGGGAUAAUGGAACUGGGACGAUCGGGGAAACCGAAAAGUAUUAUUUUUCUUCGAUGCAAGUGUCAAAAUUAAUCGAGGGUGCUGAUUUCGAAAGUGACAUUCAUUUUUUUCAUCUUUUUUCCUCAAGUAGUACUGUAAAGUAGUAAUUUUUUGAAUUUUUUUAUGAAUACUCGAUUUGGGGGUGGGGGGGGGGCUUCAACCUUGCUGAUUUCGAAAAUGUUAUUUAUUUUUUCUGAUUGCUUUUUAUCACGAAAAAAAUUAAAAAAAUUACUACUUUACAGUACAACUUAAGGAAAAAAAGUAAAGACCAAAAAAAAUGAAUGUCAUUUUCGAAAUCAGCACCCUGAAUUAUCCUGAUUUCGGCACUUGCAUUGAAGAGAAAUAAUAGUUUUCGGUUUCCAGAAUCGUCCAGCUUCGAGGGGUCAUAUGGCAAUUUUUUCUUAGUUUUCUUCAGUUUUUUUGGCACUGUUAUGGGUGGUAUUGGAGCUGGGAAUGUGUUAAAAAAUAAAAAAAUAUUAUUGUUAUGAUUUUUAUAAACUUUCUUUUCACUUUUUCCAUUUUUUCGUUCAGGCCCCGUCCUCAUCACCAAGAACCCCAUGGUGGUCGCCGGAGACGUCCGCAUGUUCACCGCCGUCGACAUCCCCGCCCUCCACCACCUCUGCGAUGUGGUCGUGUUCCCUCGGCACGGCCCCCGACCCCAUCCCGACGAAAUGGCGGGCUCCGAUUUGGACGGCGACGAGUACAGUGUGAUCUGGGACCCCGGCCUCUACUUGGAGCGCAACGAAGACGCCUUUGAUUAUACCGCUCCGCCAGUGAACCCCGAAGAAGUUGAUGAGGAAAAAAUGGUAAGCGUAAUGUGUGAUUGAAGGGACAUUUUAUACGAUUAAAUGUGUCUGAAAUUAUUUUGGACAUCUUUCGUCGUAUAAAAUGUCUCCGAGUGAGGCUUGGAGGUUGAGAUAGUAGUACCGAGAGAAAGAUUGUGGAAAGUUGAAAGUUUUUUAUUAUAUCGUCCAGAAAGUUCGUUCGUUUUUUUUUCUAUUUCUUUGUUUUACAAGGAAAAAAUAGAUGGUUCACUUCUGAGCCCGAAAAAUAAUGAAAAAUUAAAGUUUCAAAAAAAACUAAAAACACAGUUUUGUAGAGGAGAAAAAGCUUUAUCAAAGAAAUAUAUUCCCUUCGCCAAAGAACAAACAAUCCUUGUAAAACGAAGCGUUGAAAAAAAACACACGAACUUUCUGGACGACCAAUAAUUCAUGUUGGAUUUAAUUUUUAGCGCGAACAAAUGGCCGACUUUUUCGUGAAAUACGUGAGUCAAGAUUCGAUUGGAAAGAUCGCCAAUGCGUUCCUGGUGAAGGCCGACCAGCUGGGCCUGAACAGCAAAGUCUGUCACAACAUUGCCGUCAAGAAUAUGGAAGCUGUGGACUUCCCCAAAACCGGCAAACCGCCAAGUCCUCUCGCCAAAGGCGAUCCGGUCAGAAAAAUUGAUUCGGAAAAGGCAACUCGGUUUCCGGAUUUCAUGGAGAAGACUCAAGAAUCCUCGUAUGAAAGCCCAAGACUUAAUGGAAGACUUUUCAGGUAAAAAAUUGAAUUUUUUGUCUUGAUCUGAUGGAAAUGUGACGAUUGGGGAAAUCGAAAAUCAUUAUUUUUUUCAAUGCAAGUGUGAGAUUAGGAUAAUCGAGGGUGCUGAUUUCGAAAAUGACUUUCAUUUUUUUGGUCUUUACUUUUUUCCUUAAGUAGUACUGUAAAGUAGUAAUUUUUUGAAUUUUUUUUUGUGAAUACUCGAUUUGAGGGUUUACGGUGCACGGCAACCCGAAAUAGAAGAAAAAUGUUUCCCGCCCACUUUUGAGUUUCGUCCAAACGAAGUGUCAAAAUUGACAAAAGAAAUAAAAUAAUUCCGAGAAAAAUAUUUUUCGGUCGCAAAAUCCCACGAAAAAUUCUUUUGUGACAUUUUGUUUGAUUUCAACCGAUACAAAAUGGGCGAAGUGUCGAAAGGAGCCAGGAAACACUUCGGGUUGCCGUGCGGUGGUGCUGCUUUCAAAUCAGAAAAAAUGAAUAUGAUUUUCGAAAUCAGCACCAUCGAAAACCCCCAAAUCGAGUAUUCAUGAAAAAAAACAAAAUUUUAAAAAUUACUACUUUACAGUACUACUUAAGGAAAAAAGUAAAAAUCAAAAAAAUGAAUGUUAUUUUCGAAAUCAUCACCCUCGAUUAUCCUAAUUUCACACUUGCAUCGAAGAAAAAUAAUAAUUUUCGUUUUCCCCAAUCGUCCAACUCCGGAUUUGAUAGGGAUGUAAGGGUAAUAUAAAUUUUUGUUAUGGAGAAGGCAAUUUUGAUUUUUUUUUUGAACUUCAGAAGAAUCAAAGCUAUCGACAAUGAGCUGGAGACCACCAUCGACGAGCAGGUCAACUCCUCAGUCCAGCUGGACCCCACAAUCUUCGUCGAAGGCUACAACGAACCGCAGUACAUGGAGAUUGCGAAAGAUCACUUCCGCAAAUACGUCGCCUCCAUGGAACAUCAACUCCUGCAAAGAUUCGGCGUCGACACCGAAGUGGAGCUCUUUUCCAACUCCUAUUCCGCGAUCCGGAAGCGGAUCAGCGACAAGGAAAUGGACGAUAUGAGUUUCUUCAACACCCAGCGCGUCAUUGAAGAGACGCUGGAACAGAUCUACUCCAGUCAUCGUCGAAUGUUCUUCGAAGCAUUCGGCCAGAAAUUUGAAGAUCUCACCGAGACCAAGUUUGAGAAUGAGACCAGAGAAGUGUCGGAUAAACGCCAUGUCCUCAGAGAUCAGUGCCGCAACCCCCCAGAGGAGUUGAAGAAACUGGCUGUGGCGUAUUACUACACUGCAUAUGGUAAGGAAUUUUGCUUCGAAAUGAUUUACAAGAGCAUGGAGGGUAGUAUGGGAUGAUUUGGAAAUUGAUUUUCCGAUAUGGGGACAUUUUAUACGAUCAAACAGUUUCAUUGUAUAAGAUGUCACAAAUGUCUAGUAUAAGAUCAAAGUGGUUGGCAAGAGUGUGGAGGGUAGUAUGGCCAUAUGGGAGUUUGAUUUUACAACAUGGGGACAUUUUAUAUGAUCAAACAGUUUCAUCGUAUAAGAUGUCACAAAUGUCUAGUAUAAGAUAAAAAUGGUUUGUAUGAGUGUGGAGGGUAGUAUGGGAUGACUUGGAAUUUGAUUUUCCGAUAUAGGGACAUUUUAUACGAUCAAACAAUUUUUAUCGUAUAAGAUGUCACAAAUGUCUAGUAUAAGGUCAAAAUGGUUGGUAAGAAUGUGGAGGGUAGUAUGGUCAUACAGGAAUUUGAUUUUCCAAUAUGGGGACAUUUUAUACGAUCAAACAGUUUCAUCGUAUAAAAUGUCACAAAUGUCUUCUGUAAAGAAUAGAAGUUUGUUAAAUAAAAAUUGCUGGUUUGGUCAAGCGGAUUGCUUACUUAUUCACCGUUUUUAUGAGAUAAAUGAUAUAAAUUUUUCUAUUUUUCAGACGCCGGCCACCAACGCUUUCUCUCAUUUGCCUGGCUCUGCGCGGAUGUCAUCGCUCGAGUCAGACUCGACUAUAUAACCGAAUUGAGACGUCAAAACCCCAAUCAAGAAAUCUAUUACUACUCGUUCGACCCGGUUUCGGAUCGUUUGUCAACCCACAUUGAUGAUUAUUUGAACUCGAAGUCGAGCCGAAGGGGUGCUCUGGCUCGAUUUUUGGAGGCCAACAUCAAGAAGUAUCGAACGAAAGAGGCCACGAAAUUGAUCUUUAAGUACUGUGAGGUAAGCGGGGCGUCGAUUUUAUAUUGUAGAACUUUUUUUUGAAAAUUUUGAUAUUCUCGUAAUUUAUUGUCUAUUUGGCCUAAUAUUGUAUUUACAGGUCUACGAUGGACUCAUGGAUUUGAUGACAUUCACUGUGAAGUGGGCCGAGAAGAACGGGAUCCUCGUCGGGACCGGAGAACGGAAGGAGAGGGAUCUGAUGGACGUCGAGCAGGUCGGUGUGCCCGUUUUCAACUCGAUUCACAUGUGUUUGAUGAUCAUUUUGUUCGGUCAAGGAAAGCUGGACACCAUCAAUACACCACGAUCCUUUGAAGAGGUAGGAUUUUCACAUAAUGGACAUUUUAUGCGAUGAAACAUGUUUGGUCGUAUAACAUGUCGCUUGAUUGAAAUUUGUGGAGGGUUGGCUGGUUUCGUAUGCCCCGAGGCAUGACUACUAAAUUUCUAGGUUUUUUAUGUUGUAGAUUAUUUUGGAGACAUUUGAUACGACGGAACAUGUUUCAUUGUAUAACAUGUCGUCUGAUUCAAAUUUUUGGAACCUUUACUGGUUUCGUAAGCCCCGGGGCAUGACAACUUAAUUUCUGGGGUUUUUUAUGUUGUGAAGUGUUUUGGAGACAUUUUAUACGAUGAAACAUGUUUCGUCAUAUAACAUGUCGACGAGUCAAAAUUUUGAAAAUUUUAGUUAUAUACAUGGUAAGAGUAGAAGAAAGAUGGAUAAAAAUUUGACGAGCUUUUAUAUUAUGAAUUAUGAAUGAAUUUUUCAGCCUGAAGACCUUGAAGGCAUGGAUCCAGUUGACCUGAGGAAGCAACACGGAGGACUUGGCCAAAGAUUUCUUGGUCUUAUGAGAUUUAUGGCUUCUCGAGACUUUCUAAUGCUUAAAGAAUUGUCUUUCCUCGAUUUUGGAUAUGUCUCCGGAUUCUACAACAAUGAAUGGUUCUACGCGCAAAAGGUGAGCUUUAAAAAGCGAAAGAUUUAUCAGUUUUUAGGCGGCUGAAAAGACUUAUUACAAGAUUUGCCUGACCAACGACUACUCAGCCAUCCCAUACGACAAGGACAAGCAGAAGGUAACGGAUAUUGUGGAGAAGGUGGACAUCGAAGGAAGAGUGGCGUCAGAUGGAAUCUCAUUUUUGGUCGAACUUCUGAAAGGCACAGCGAACCAAGUGAUGAACAAGAAGAAUGUGAGGGCACUUGAGGAUCACUCAGGAUGCGAGUCCAUCUUUUGGAGACAGGAUUUUGCCAAUUCCGAUGAUUGUAGGUGGAGUUUUGCGCAAUUGGAUGUGUUAUACGCUGAAACAUGUUUGAUCGUAUAACAUGUCGGCGAGUCAAAUUUUUAAAAAUCUUAAGUCAUAAAUGACAGGAAUAGAAAAAAGAUGGAUACAUUUUGACGGUUUUUUAUAUUAUGAAAAAUGGUGGAGACAUUUUAUACGCUGAAACAUGUUUGAUCGUAUAACAUGUCGGCAAGUCAAAUUUUUGCAAAAUCUCAAGUUUUAAAUGGCAUGAAAAGAAGAAAGAUGGAUGCAAUUUUUGCGAGGUUUUAUAGUAUGGGUAAUGAUGAAGACAUUUUAUACGCUGAAACAUGUUUGAUCGUAUAAAUUGUCGGCUUACUUUGAUUUUUGAAUUAAUACAUGUUACUUUUAGGCCUAACUGAUCGUAUCUACGUGACUGCCGUGGGAACUGUGACUGCCGUCAACCGUCUUCGUCGCUAUCUGACGCCCAAGGGAUACCUGAACAGCCGGAUGUCGGAUCUGAGCAUGGGGAAAUCGUUCGCUUCCCAGGUCAUGAACAAGAUUUACCAAUUGACGAGAAAAGAAGAGAAGGUUGAAUUGAUCGAAGAAAAGGUUGAAGAAGACACCCCAGUGCGAGCUGCCCCCAGAAUCAAGGCCUACACCGAUGAAAAUGGCCAUAUUGUGGUGACAAAGCCGGGUACCUCCAAAGAUUAG
Messenger RNA from Bursaphelenchus xylophilus (pine wood nematode), 7866 nucleotides. NCBI's taxonomy places the organism in Eukaryota, Metazoa, Nematoda, Chromadorea, Rhabditida, Aphelenchoididae. The record is from the annotation of a GenBank genome assembly.